This is a messenger RNA of Clupea harengus (Atlantic herring), 1174 nucleotides long. It is a transcript of the gene cbln11, whose product is annotated as cerebellin 11. The record is from RefSeq and is a predicted model, not a curated record. Gene Ontology annotation, molecular function: protein binding. Lineage: Eukaryota; Metazoa; Chordata; Actinopteri; Clupeiformes; Clupeidae.
AUGCGUUUCAAGAUGGAGAGGACAGCUGUAAUACUAGUGCUGAUGUCACUAACCUGCAUGUGCAGUGGUCAGAGGCCGGAGUUCUUCUCCGUUGACAUCUACAGUGAGCUGAAGGCGCUGAGGUCGCUGGUGGGGGAGAUCUCAGCCAGGCUAAACGCAACACAGCGGGAGCUGGAACAAGAGAGAGCAGACAAAAGGGUGGCAUUCACUGCAUCAAUGCUGAGUACUGUGAACAGGAAUCAUGGUCCCUUUGAUCGUGAGACAAACCUCAUUUUUGAAAAAGUCCUGACGAACGUUGGCAAUGCCUACAAUGCAAACACAGGUGUCUUCACUGCACCAGUGAAAGGAUUGUACUUCUUCCGAUACUCUGGGCGUGCCUUUUCCGGUAAAGACAUGGGCUUGAGCAUAUUUAAGGGAAGCUCACGCAUCGUGUCUUCAUAUGACCACCAGUCUGGAGACACAAACGACAGCAUAUCCAAUGGCGUUGCUCUGGAGCUGGAUGUUGGGGAUGUGGUGUACAUGCGCCUCUGGAUCAACUCAUGGAUCUUUGUCGACAGUCGCUAUAACUACUGCACUUUCAGCGGGUUCUUGGUCUUCCCUAUUGGCUGAAAGUGCAUGGCAGCUUGGUUAUAAAUUAGACCAAUAAAUAAAAUACACAGUUAAAGUAAUGACUCAAAUGUGAUAUAGAUAUUUUUGACAAUACUGAAGCAUUUGAAAUCACAGUGAAUCAUUUGCAAUCACAUCACAUUCAAACUCCAAAAUGUGAAUUUACCAAUUAUGCUUUUCUGGUUUGGUUUCCUUUUCCUUCAGUGUGUUAUAUAGCUUUAUGUCUAUGUAAAGGACAGAGAAUAGAAAUGUGUGUGUUUUUGGAACGUUGAAGCAUGUAAAUCAAUUCUAGUAGACCCCCAAAAUAAAAUUAUGAACAUUGAACAUUAGCAUAAUAGGUCCUCUUUUAGGCUGUCCAAUGAUCAGUCUGAAAAAGAAGCAGUAGUUGAAUAUGAGGUGGUACUGGCUACAUGUAUUGCGUUGAGUUUCUGGUGAUUUGUGUAAUCUGGAAAAAGAUUAAAGAAAGAUUUAACAUUCAUAUAGGAGACAUAGUGCUACUAUCUACAGUGCUUAUACAGUAUGUCAUAAUAAAUGCCUUGUCUGAGGCUUUAACAUUGUCUUGAACCGU